Messenger RNA from Glycine soja, 432 nucleotides. RefSeq lists its product as uncharacterized. Bases 1 to 432 code for a protein of 143 amino acids. NCBI's taxonomy places the organism in Eukaryota, Viridiplantae, Streptophyta, Magnoliopsida, Fabales, Fabaceae. The transcript has 2 exons. The record is from RefSeq and is a predicted model, not a curated record.
AUGGGGGCUCUCACUUUUGCAACAGCCAACUGCAGAAGGACUGCCUUCAAAACCCCUAUAGGCCUAUCUCCAUUUCAAAUGGUUUAUGGCAAAGCUUGCCAUUUUCCAUUAGAAAUGGAACAUAAAGCAUACUGGGCUUUGAAGUUCUUAAAUUUUGAUGAGACUCUAUCAGGGGAAAAGAGAAAGUUGCAACUCUUGGAGCUGAAAGAGAUGAGGUUGAAUACUUAUGAGUCUUCAAGAUUGUACAAAGAAAAAGUGAAGGCUUGUCAUGACAAGAAGCUGAUAAAGAAAGAUUUUAGGCCAAGCCAACAAGUUCUGCUAUUCAACUCAAGAUUGAAGCUAUUUCCAGGCAAGUUAAAGUCUAAAUGGUCUGGACCAUUCACCAUCAAGGAUGUCAAGCCUUAUGGAGCAGUGGAAUUAUUUGACCCUUAG